AUGACAAAGCUCUGUUCGCUUAAGCGACCUAUGGUUUGCUUAAGCGAACCAGUUCCAGAGAGCACCAGGAUUCUUCGCUUACUAGCACGCUUCCAGUUCGCUCAUGAAGAAAAGGUCAUUUCGCUUAAGCGACCUAUGGUUCGCUUAAGCGAACCAGUUCCAGAGAGCUCCAGGAAACGGUUCAAUAUUAAAGAUCUUGGCAAACUUCGCUUCUUUCUUGGUCUUGAGAUAACUCGAUCUCCGAGUGGUAUCUUGCUCAAUCAACACAAGUAUACUUUGGAUUUUCUCUCUGACAGAGGCCAUCUUGCCGUGAACCCUUGUUCUACUCCCCAUGACUCUUCCUUGAAACUACAUGAUCCAGAUUCUCCCUUAUAUCCUGAUGAAUCUGCUUUCAGAAGCUUAAUUGGACGCUUUUUUUAUCUCACUACAAGUCGACCAUAUAUUACAUUUGCUGCCCAGCAACUUAGUCAAUUUGUUUCUCGCCCCCAAGACAUUAAUUUCCAGGAUGCUACUCGUGUCUUGAAAUAUUUGAAGCGCUUCCUAGAAAAGGGACUUUUCUUCUAUGCCAAUUCUCGUUUGAAGUUGUCUUGGUUUGCUGGCUCGGAUUGGGCAUCUUUCCCGGCUAUCCAUUGCUCUAUUUCUGGUUACUGUGUCUUUAUUGGUUCUUCUCUCAUCUCUUAG
This is a messenger RNA of Medicago truncatula (barrel medic), 681 nucleotides long. RefSeq lists its product as uncharacterized. Lineage: Eukaryota; Viridiplantae; Streptophyta; Magnoliopsida; Fabales; Fabaceae. The record is from RefSeq and is a predicted model, not a curated record. Bases 1 to 681 code for a protein of 226 amino acids. The transcript has 2 exons.